Hibiscus syriacus is the source of this 1157-nucleotide messenger RNA. RefSeq lists its product as uncharacterized. Lineage: Eukaryota; Viridiplantae; Streptophyta; Magnoliopsida; Malvales; Malvaceae. Bases 53 to 877 code for a protein of 274 amino acids. The record is from RefSeq and is a predicted model, not a curated record. The transcript is spliced from 3 exons.
UUAUAAUUUCCACCCUCUUUCUUCCUUUUCAUUUCCCCUGUUUUCUUUUUUCAUGGCUGAGCACAUAGAAGACGCUGAGUUUUGGCUUCCAUCCAUGAUUUUCAUGGACGAUGAUACUCUAAUGGAGGACCAGAAUCUUAAGAACAAAAACGAUGGCGAAAACAACACUGAGUCGUUAACAUCGAGUCACGGUUUCCCUAUUGAGUUCCCCUUCGAGUUUGAUUAUCCAUACGACUCGUUCUCUGCUAUUAGCUCCAUUCCUGUUGAAUCUGUUGUUGAGUCUACUGAGACUGAGAGAAGUGACGAGGAGGAUGAGUUUCUUGCUGGAUUGACCCGCCGAAUUGUUCACUCAACCAGUCAGAAACUCGCCGUUCGUGAUCUUCCUCUCGACAAAAACGAGGAAAAUGGAGGUUCGGCGGGUUCACCAGAGUCGACUCUGAAUGUGCUCGGAAACUCUUCAGCUUCAAGCAAUGGCGGUUCUCGAGUUGCAGAGAUGAAAAUGAGCAAGGACGUGCCCAAAAACACCAUCUUCAAACAUGGAAAAAACCAACCCAAGAUUCAAAAUCAUGGGUUCGUGAAGAACCCAAGCUGUGGAUUGCCUUUAAACCGGAUCAUUUCUUCUACUAUUGCUCAAACAAAUCAUUAUCAUGGAUGGCAGAUGAAUGCAAGAACUCAACAGCAGCAGAUGAAGAAGAAUAGAUUAAAGAGCAAUAUUGUUGGUAAAAGGCCUUUAUUUCAAGUUCGAUUUCAACCACCGCCUCUGAUUUUGAUGUUCCUCGGUGGACCUAAGAGAGAGUCGGCCGGAACCGGCGUUUUCAUUCCCCGUAAAUACGACGACAAACCUUCUCGGUCUCACAAGAAAUCGGGUAAGAAUUAGUAGAGUUUGAGAAAGAAACACAAAAACUUGAAAAUCAAUCUAAAUCGUAGUGUAUGGUUUGAUAGCAUAUUAGAAUUAGUGUUUUCUUAUCAUGUGGUAAUGUUAAACGAAGAAAACUCGAAAAAUCGAAAAUUAGUAGGGACGAAGAAGAUUGAAGAAUAAAAAAUCGAUUCGAAUUGUAAUAUAUGAUAUUCAUAAACACGACAGGAUUUAGAAUGUGUUCACAAUUACUACUUAAAUCUAUCCUCUGAUUUGGAGACUGUUGCAAUUGUUACUACCG